CCCUAAGGUGUCCAGCGGUCGACGUUACGUGAUAAGCAGCAGCUGGACCCGGGAGGAAAGAAGAGACGAGCAGCCUGCUGUCUACGGGAACAGGAAUGAACGGUGAAGUGGCCAUGGAGGCCUCCAGGAGACGAACCAAGCACAGUGCCAACGGGAAGAAAUCUGAACAGGGGGAGCAGCCGGCCCAGUGGGGGAGAGCAUGGGAGGUGGACUGGUUCUCUCUGAGCAGCGUGAUCGGCCUCCUCUGCUUCGCCCCCUUCAUCGUCUUCUACUUCGUGAUGGCCUGCGAUCAGUACGAGUGCUCCGUCAGCCAGCCCCUGGUGGAGUUGUUCCGCGGAGAGACCACGCUGCUCUCCAUCUGGGCCCGGGCACCCUCCUUCACCUGGUCAGCUGCCAAGAUAUACGCCAUCUGGGUGGGCUUCCAGGUGUUCCUGUACAUGUGCGUUCCUGAUGUGACUCAUAAGUUUAUUCCUGGCUACGUCGGUGGAGUGCAGGACGGAGCACGAACUCCAGCUGGCCUGAUCAACAAGUACGAGAUCAAUGGGCUGCAGUGUUGGCUGAUCACUCACGCUCUGUGGUACGCCAACGCCCAACACUUCCACUGGUUUUCUCCCACCAUCAUCUUCGACAACUGGAUCCCGCUGAUGUGGUGCGCUAACAUCCUGGGCUAUGCCGUGUCCAGCUUCGCUUUCACAAAGGCUUACCUCUUCCCCACUAACUCUGAAGACUGCAAGUUCACAGGGAACAUCUUCUACAACUACAUGAUGGGCAUCGAGUUCAACCCCCGCGUUGGCAAGUGGUUCGACUUCAAGCUCUUCUUCAACGGCCGGCCCGGCAUCGUGGCCUGGACUCUCAUCAAUCUGUCCUACAUGGCCAAGCAGCAGGAGCUGUACGGCCAUGUCACCAACUCCAUGAUCCUGGUCAACGUGCUGCAGGCCAUUUAUGUGUUGGAUUUCUUCUGGAACGAGGCGUGGUACCUGAAGACCAUUGAUAUCUGCCAUGACCACUUUGGAUGGUAUCUGGGCUGGGGAGACUGUGUGUGGCUGCCGUACCUCUACACACUGCAGGGUCUGUACCUGGUGUACCACCCAGUCCAGCUGUCCAACGCCCACGCCCUGGCUGUCCUGUUGUUCGGCCUGGUUGGGUAUUACAUCUUCCGCUCCACCAACCACCAGAAGGACCUGUUCCGGCGCACAGAGGGUUCCUGCACCAUCUGGGGCCGGAAGCCGGCGUACAUCGAGUGCUCCUACCGCUCGGCCGACGGCGGCGUCCACCGCAGCAAGCUCAUGACCUCUGGGUUCUGGGGAGUGGCCCGCCACCUCAACUACACAGGUGACCUGAUGGGCUCGCUGGCCUACUGCGCCGCCUGCGGCUUCGGCCACGUCCUCCCGUACUUCUACAUCGUUUACAUGACCAUCCUGCUGGUGCACCGCUGCGUCCGCGACGAGCACCGCUGCGGCAGCAAGUAUGGCAAGGACUGGAAGCGCUACACGGACGCUGUGCCUUACCGACUCAUUCCUGGGGUGUUUUAGAGUGGGAGGGGGGAGACGGAGAGGUAGGGUGGGGGCUGAGAUUUAGAUAGAAUUAGAAUGGGGAGGCCACAUAAACAAGAGGGGGGGGUGUUUGUCAUUUAUACGUAUCAAGAAUACAGCAAACUGAGCAUUUUAACGCCACAGUUGCAUAUAUUUCUAAUACACGCGUAGCCAGCUGUACAUGUAAACUGUAUGUGCAGGUACAGACUGGUUAUUGCUAUAUUUCCCUGCCCUGGGUUAUUUGAUACACCAGUCUGCUGCUUUCAUUAUACUGUGACCUUUUAACCCACUUUAAUACAACAGUCAUUUAUAGGAACCAGGAAGACCAGGCACAACUUCAACAAGAAGCCAAAAUCAGGAAGAGAUCGGUUCUGUAGCGGACUGUUGCCCAGAACAAAAUACAACCCCAUAGUUCAUUUGUAGACGCAGCUUACUACGACCCACAUUUACGUUUAUUGUUGGGUGGCAACCUCUCGGGGCGGUGGAAAUAAUGAGCGAAGAAGGAAGUCGGUUGACGUAGUUUAAAGAGCAACGAAGGUCCGAGUAGGGAGGAGGUCGGGGUGGAUGUAUGGGUGGGGUGGAUGUAUGGGUCAAACAAACACAGGACUUUGACUCAGGAGACCGCUGUUAGUGUCCGGUGUGAAAAAGUCAACAUUUCAGUUAAAUCAACUUAGGUACAUAAGUUAAUUUACCUCAUGUACUUAACUUACAUACGUGGCUUAAGUUAAGUAACAAACUCAUUUUAACCCAAAUGAUAAUGUUUUCAUGAACUUAACUAAACUGCCACGUUUCACAUAGUUAACCACGUGUUAAACACUGCGACCACUCCGUUUGGGUUUGAGGACGUGUUGAUCUCCUGCCACAGGGAGGGGAACUCAUUUAGGAAAUGCUUCUUUGGUUCCUAUUAGAGGAUAGCAACAAAGAACCUACGUGGUCUUAUGGGUUGGAGGACUUGCUCAUUCCACACAUUGCUGUGACAUUCCCAUAAUUCAGUUUGUCGAUUUCAUAGUCAAAUAUGAGAAUUUGACGUUUUCCUGUUUUAUAGCUUUGUAAAUCUAUCACCUGUCAGGAUUUAUUUUGGCUGCUUUUUCAUAGAAAAUGUAUUUGACGAUGUCACUUAGCACUCAGGAAGCCUUUGAUGAGGGCUUUUCAGUACUCUCUGCAUUUUUAGACUAAAUGAGGGAUUAUAAAUGAAUAAGUGAUAUAUUUAUGAAUCAAUAUUGACUAUAAUGUUUUGUUGUCGCCUGACUUAAUGGACCAAAUGUGAUUGUUGGCUCUGCUGACAAAACCUGCCUCAUAAAAAAAAAAGUUAUGUAAUCUUUGUGUAAAGGUUGUCUGACUGCUCAGAUUUAUUCACUCAGUCCUUUUCAUAACUUACUGCCUGUGAAUGUUGUUACAAGAGAUUUGGGUUAGGUUUGGUAAUUGCUUGUCUUGUUUCCUUCAUUGUGGUGUCCAGUCGCAUGUUCACAUAAAUCAAUCUCGUUAUAGACUCAUAAAAAUCCCUUUUACUCAAAUUGAACAGUUUCUGAACACUUUAGAUUAUUUCACUAAGCCUGUAAAGUGCUCUGAAUCGUAACAAUUUUGAGUUAGCUGGAUCAUUGUAUUAAACCAACAUGUCGAUUAGAUCAAGCCAGGUCUAUGCUGAUAGAAAUGUCCAACCAUCAUGUCUGUUUGGUGUCUGUUUUUAUUUCCUCAUGCCAGCACUGCCUUUCUUAUGGCGAUAAAGUGAAAAAACAA
Messenger RNA from Anoplopoma fimbria (sablefish), 3269 nucleotides. It is a transcript of the gene dhcr7, whose product is annotated as 7-dehydrocholesterol reductase. Lineage: Eukaryota; Metazoa; Chordata; Actinopteri; Perciformes; Anoplopomatidae. Bases 96 to 1532 code for a protein of 478 amino acids. Gene Ontology annotation, molecular function: 7-dehydrocholesterol reductase activity. Gene Ontology annotation, cellular component: endoplasmic reticulum membrane. The transcript is spliced from 8 exons. The record is from RefSeq and is a predicted model, not a curated record. Gene Ontology annotation, biological process: cholesterol biosynthetic process; brassinosteroid biosynthetic process.